Molecule: messenger RNA, 801 nt
Organism: Parnassius mnemosyne (clouded apollo)
Lineage: Eukaryota; Metazoa; Arthropoda; Insecta; Lepidoptera; Papilionidae
Source: the annotation of a GenBank genome assembly
AUGCUACAAAAAUUAUCUCUCUCUGGCUUAAAAGUUGUGAAAAAAUUGUGCAUUGUGCCUAAAGUAGAAUGUGGUAUAAGAUUUUUGAGUUCUGCUGUUAUAAAACGACAAAACUUCUUCUUUCGCCAGUUGUUUGAUACAGUAAGCAGUACUUAUACAUAUAUAUUAGGUGAUAUGAGGACAAGUGAGGCUGUGCUCAUUGACCCAGUAUUAGAGCAUGCUGAAAGAGAUGCUACGUUAGUGAAGGAGCUAGGCUUUAAAUUGAUUUAUGCCAUGAACACACACAUGCAUGCAGAUCAUAUAACAGGGACAGGCAAAUUAAAAACACUCCUCCCUGGUACAAAGAGUGUUAUAGGAAAAGCAUCAGGUGCUCAAGCUGAUAUCCAUCUUCAUGAUGGAGAUCUUGUUAAAUUUGGGGACUAUCAACUGACAGCAGUUUCCACACCUGGGCAUACAAAUGGAUGUUUGACUUAUAUUUGUCAUCAACAAUGCAUGGCGUUCACCGGUGAUACACUCCUCAUACGUGGCUGUGGCAGAACAGACUUCCAAGAGGGCUCUUCCGAACGGCUCUACCAAUCUGUCCACAGCAAAAUCUUUACUCUACCAGAUCACUAUACUCUGUACCCUGCACACGAUUACAAGGGUCAGACGGCGACCACCGUGGGCGAGGAGAAGAAAUACAAUCCAAGACUGACGAAAACUUUGAAGGAGUUCGUUCAUAUAAUGGACACAUUAAAUUUGCCUUAUCCUAAGAUGAUUGACAAGGCGUUGCCAGCCAAUCGAGUAUGCGGUUUAUAUUGA